Caenorhabditis angaria is the source of this 17138-nucleotide messenger RNA. The record is from the annotation of a GenBank genome assembly. Lineage: Eukaryota; Metazoa; Nematoda; Chromadorea; Rhabditida; Rhabditidae.
AUGAUGAAAACGUGAGUUUUUGAAUUUUGAUCUUGAAAAUUUAUUCACCAAAAUGCUCCCUGAGCACAGGCUCCGGAGCUUGUGAUUUUUUAAUAGUAAUCUCUAGAGCCAAGAAAAUGAGCUCUGAAAAUUGGCCUGUGAGCAAAUGGAGAAGUCGGUUAGCGUUUACAUCUUCAGUUUGAGGGUUUCGGGUUCGAAUCCUCGUCGCGGCUAAUUUUUUCAUUUUUUCUAGGGAAUUUUUUGUGUACUGUUUUGGAACAAAAGUUUUGACUACACAAAAAAAUUCAAGAAAAAAAUAAAAAAAUAGUCGCAAGGCGGACUCGAACCCGAAACCCUCAAAAUAAAGAUGUAGACGCUACCCGCCUGCUCCAUUUGCUCAGAGCUCAUUUUCUUGGCUCCGCGCGGAGCUUAAUGUUAGAAGUUGAUUUUUACAAUAUAGUCUUCAGCGUGUCAAGUUCUAUAUGCAAAAACCUUCGCUUUCUCUAAAGCCCUCUAUUUCCUAAAUAAUUUCAUAAUACCAGAAAAAUGUGAGUUGAUUAAUCAAAAAGCAACACAAAAAAAGCCAAAGAAAAAAAAUAGAUGAUAGAUAGUUAGUCAAUAAAUGAUAUGCGGAAAACGAGGAGGAUCAGGGCACAGACAUUUUUUUUUUUUGCUUAUUUAUUUCGACAUGGCUGUCGUUUCGGGAUAUUAUUUGUGCACGCACUUGUCCUUACGUUUCUUUUCUCUCUUUUCCUUCUUCAUUUUUUACUAGGAUUCUCGAUUGCAUAUUUAUUCUUUGUACCAAACAACAAAUAUGUGUUUCUAGAAUAUUUUACUUUUUUUUCAGAUUAGGCUUGUAGGAUUUCACAAUGUUUAGUUUUUUCAGAAAAUUUUUCAUUGUUACCUACAUAAUUUUUCCAUUUGAAUAUCAGUUAAACAAAGAUCGUGAGAUUCAGAAAAUCAUUUGAUUUCAUAUGAGCAGCUGAAUGUUUUUUUCAUAUAAAAUUUUGAAAUCAGAAAAUUAGAUGUUUGAUUUCAUAGAUUUUUGAAAAAGUUUGAUAAUUAAAAAAAAACACAUUUAAGCUGCUUGAAAAUCUGCAAAAUUUUGAAAAAAAAACAAUUUUUAAAAUUUUUUUGGCCCGGGAAAAAUUUUGUGAUACAUUUUUGAUCUCUAGAAUCUACUGUAGUUAAAAUUCAGCCAGAGAAAGAUCCAGAAUUCUGAAUUUUAAUCUUUUUUUUCAACUUGAAAAUCAUAAAUCUACCGGUUUUCAAUUUUGACAUUAAAUUCGAUAAUUUUUCAAUAACUUGGAUUUUUUAUUGAAAAAAACCGAGUUUUGAAUUUUUUUUCUUGCAAGUUUUAAGCUAUAAAACUUCACCCCUGAAAAUAAAUUUUGAAUAAAAAAUUUCAAAUAUUAAAAUUAUUUUCAAAAAAAUUAUGAAAUUUACUGUAACUACUGUUCAGACAUUUCUGAAUUUCUAAAUUUUUUCGAAGCUUCAAAAUUCAUUUUUGAAAUUUUUUUCCUUGCACAGUAAGUUCAUCUCCUCAUCCACAUCCUCACAUCAUUUCUACAUAUUUUUGCCCCCAAAAAACCCUUCUUAAAAAUAAUAUAUUCUCUCAUUGCGCACGCAGUUCCCAUUAAAACUCAAAACCACUCAUAAAGAUGUCAGCAAAAAAAAAUCAUCAGAAGUUUUAUGGAAAAUUGUGCACUUUCAAACACAAAAAAAGUGGCAGUGCAAAAAUAGAAAACGUUUUUUUUUGUUAUAAUGAAGUUAAAAGUGCAGCACUUCUAAUAAUUAUCAUUAUUUUUCUGAAUUUUUACUUUAUUUUCAAAAAAAAAAUUCUAAUAAAAUAAUUUUUAUUCACUUUAUGUGGAAUUGGAUGUGGAUGAGAAUGAGGUGAGCAGCGUCGUUUUUUCUUAUUUUUUGCUGGUUAAAAAAUCAGGUCUAUGUGUAAAUAAAUACUACAAAAUGAACAGAAAACACAUAUAAAUAUGUUCCUUGUUGUUUGAUUUUUUCUUCUUGCUUUAAUGAUUGCUCGCGCUUAUUAGAGACUCUUCUUUCUAUAUGUAUUUUUUAUAAAUUUAUUUCUGAAACAGUAAAAACAAAGUAAAAGUUUUGGGCUAAUUUUAUUUAUUGAUCGCUUAAUUAAUUUCAGAAUUUUUCAGAACUCGCUCGAUGGGUGACCUUUGUGCCGGUUUCGAGCCACAGAAUUAUUUGAAAGAUAGAUGUAAAAAAUGCUUCCGUCCGAAGGUUAGUUUUAAUUUGAAACUGGGAACUUUAAAAAAAAAACAUUUUCUUGGGUAUCAAAGAGACUAGUGAAAUUAUUUUUUGCCCAAAAAUCAAUAAACUGUUGGAUCUGUCAGAAAACUGGUUUCACUUUUUCAUCAAAUUGAUUUUUUGAGCCAAGCUCUCAAAAGCUGAAAAAAUCGAUUCUGGUUGAAAAAAAACCAUAGACAAUUUUCAUAAAAAUCGGAAUCGACAUGGUCCACUGGAAAAAUGAAAAUGAAGAUUAUUUUCUGUUCUGAAAAGUUGCCUGUAUUCGAAAAAUUUUGAAAUUUAGAAGCAAAAAAGUUUUCUCUGAUGAUUUCGGAAUUAUUUAUUUAUUUAAUGAAAUUUUUUCAUCAUACAAAAAAACAUAUGAAAAUUCUAGAUAAAAUUUACUUUAUUUUUGAGUUUUCAUUUUUUCGGUUGAUUCUGAGAGAAAAUAAGUUAGGCUAAUUCGAAAGAUAUAUAGUAGAAUCCUCAAAGCUUCUCAAAUAUUAAUUUAAAAUUUCUAAAUUUCGAAAAAAAACAGUGAAUCACCGUGUAAAAUGGCUUGAAAUUCCAGAUGUACAGUAUUUUGAAGCUGUGUUUUUCUGUAAAUUCCGAUCUUCAUAAAAAUUUGUCAAUGGCUUUUUUAAAAAUUGGAAUUGAUUCAGAAUAAUCGAUUUUUAUGUCAGAAUUCACCUUUAUCAUUCAAAACCAUCAAUUUUAUUGAAAACAAAAAAAAAUUCAGAAAAAAAAAUUUGAAACCUUUCAAGUUCCUCAAUUUCUCCUUAUCAAAUUCAAAAUAAUUUACAGGACAAGCAUGUUGAAGAACAACCAAUAGUUAGUAUAAAAAAGGAGAGGCGGAAAAGUUGGAAAGUUUCGAGUAACUUGGAUAAUGGCGGCCCAGAUGAUGGUGAGUUUUUUUUAUUUAGAAAAAAAAAGUUGCAAAAAAAAAACCCCUCAAAUUGUAAAUUCAUUGAAAAUGUGUCUAAUGUACAUACAUAUGUAAUUCAAAGUUUUUCUUUAACAACACUAAUUUUCUCACAGAUUUUUGUGGGAAAAAAAGUGCAACGAAUAAAACUCGUUACUAGCGAGAAAAAAUGCGAGAGAAGGGAAAAAAAAUGUAGUUACAAUUCUCGAAGAGCGUAUUAAAAUCCAAAUUCACUUACACAUUUACUUGCAUUUCUUUUUGUGUUGUUGAAAAUGUGAUUUGUUGACUCGACUUUUCGGCUGCUCUCAAAUUGAACUUCUUCUAUUUUUUUCUAUUUAUUUCACGAUGAUUGUUGACUAGAAAAUUCUCAAUUUCAAAAUGGGAAAUCAAAUAACUUGCCAACCUCCAGAUGACACCGAAGCAUUAUCAGUCUCUUCAUAUUUGUCGGCAACAUCAAAAGGAAUGUCAUCCACAAAAUCGUGUGAAAGUGUGAAUGAUACAAAAAGUAUGGUGACUGCGUUUAGUGGAAGUAUUUGUGGAGAUGAACGAGCUAUCACACCGACUGAAAAUGACGUGGGUUUUGUUUUUUUGGGGGAGAUUUGUAGGUUGUUCAGGACAGGAAUUUCAGAAUUAUGUCACUUUAAUUUUUGACCAAAACAAAAUCAAUUAAAUUAGUUUGAAAAUAAAAUUUCUGGACAUUUUUUUGUUUUGAUUUAUAGGUUUUAGAGGAUUUUUAAAAUUUUGAAAAUUUCUCUUUGAGCUUUUUUCUUUUUUUCUGAAUCAUUUUGAAGUUUGGAUUAUAAAAUCUUAAUUUUUCUAGACCUUUUUUGUACUGAAAAACUAUAAUUUUCUGUACAAAAAUAUACGGUAACUUCGAUCAAAACUUCAAAAAAAAUCAAAGUAUAAUAUCAUUUCUAGAUGUUUUUGAAUGACGUCAAUUCAAAUACAGUAGCUCAUAGAAAUUUUGAAAACCAAAAUUUUCGAUCAAACUACAAACAUUUCAUCAUAGUCUUCUUCAAAAUUUUAUCCAGAAAAUCACAGUUUUUUACUAGCCCAAAGCUCUAUGCCCAGAUUUUCUUAAAACUAAGUUCGGUAGAUUUAAAAAGGGAGUCUGACACAAAAAUUGAUUUUUUAUGGCUCCGAGCUCAUUUUUCAGAAAUUCUCAAACUCCAAAAUCUUAUAUUCAAUUUAUUCGGGUGAAAAUUUAUAAACAAAAUAAUUUUCAGACUGAAUACAUUCAAGUGCUGAAAGAAGAAAUAGCACAACUUCGCGAUAUAAAUCACAGUCUAAAAGAAGAAAAAGCCCAAUGGGCUCUUCGACAAAGGCUUCAAAAUGCUGAACAAAGUGAAUCUUCGCUGAUUGGAAUGCUUGAGGAACGACUGAAUCAGGCGGAAAAUCAGAUUCAAGAUUAUCGUGAUGAAAAUACUGUGCUCAAAUGUGAAUUGAGAGACUUGCAGGUGAGUUGAAUGAACACAAUUUUUUUUGAAAAUUCGAAAAAGAAAUUUAGGAAACCACAUAUGCCACAUCCGAUGAAAAAUUGCGGGAUAAAAUCAGGACAACUGAAGGGCUUUGUGAUGAAUUGAUGGAAGAAAAUGAGCAAUUGAAAGCAGAAGUAAAAGAUCUGCAGCAGGAAAUUGAAGAGAUGCAAGAUCAAUAUCGAGAAGAAGAGAUUGAAGAGUUUCGAGAAUUGCAGCGAGAAUUAGAGCUAAACGCCAAAAAUUGUCGAGUUCUUCAAUUCAAAUUGCGCAAAACAGAGCGACAAAAAGAUCAAGCAGAAGCCGAAAAAUCACAUUCAGAAAGAAAAUUGGAAGAGUUUUUGAAUGGUUGUCCCGAGACUGUUGCGACUGCUAUCAAAUCGGAUAGUGCAAGAGUGAAGGAAUUGGAAUCGGAAAUUCGGAUAGCCAAAGAGGUUUCGGUUAGAUUACACAAUGAGUUGGAGCAAACAGAGGAGAAGCGGUGCAAAUUAGAGGAUGAGGUGUUCUAUUUGAAGGAGAAGGUUCGAGAGAUUCAGACACAGAAUAAAUGGAGAGAGGCUAGGAAUAAAACUGAUUUUGCAGUGGUAAGUGGAUUUUCUUGAGAGGGUGGGGGGUCAACUCUGGAAUUUUUGAAAACCCUGAAGAUUUAAAAAAAAUCUAUAGUAAUUCUAGAUUUUUUAUGCGAAUUUUAUCAUAAAAAUUAUUUACUAAACAUUUUUAGAGAGUACUAUAACUUGUAAUAUUUUUAUAAAAAAUACAGUAAUUUUACAUUUUUUGACGCGAAUUUUAUCAUAAAAAUUUCCAUUUUCUGAUCAUUUUGAGACUGAAUAAGCCUAAGUUUUUGAAUAAAAAUGAUUUAGAGUACUGUAAUUUGUAAUAUUUUUAUAAAGAGUUACAGUAAUUCACAAAAUGUCUUCAACUGAAUUUUGAGAUCACAAACACCUAGAUUUUUGUUAGAGUACUGUAGUUAUAAAAAAUACUGUAGAUCACACAAAAUCUUGCCCUAAAUAUAUGUGACUACAGUAUUCUAGUAUCUCGAGUCUCAAAAUGAUCUAGACAAUUUAUUUUCAAAUUUAAAGGGACAUACAUUUUGCUUAUAUCGAAAAUUCAGAGGGCAUUGCUCAUGUUAGCUGAGAUAGACCUUAAAGGAGAGACAGUACCUCAACCCUUCCUGCUUGAAAAUUCUAAAAUAUGGGGUUUUUGGUAUCAAAAUGAUCAGAAAAAUUCAAAAAAUCUCUUGAAUGAAUCCAUAGGGGACUAAAAUUUAGCUAGGAAUUUAUUUUUCGUAUUUUUUUCCAGAAACGAUUAUCUGCUGAAUUAGCUGCAAGUGUUCCAAAUAUUCCGGAUAACGAGAUGUCAAAAGAAUUGCGAGAUGCACUGGAAAGAGAAAUCGAUGUCAGAGAGCAAUUGCGAUUUGCAGAAGAGGAUUUGAAGCGCACGCAAUUGAGAUUAACGGUACUCUAUUUUUUUUUUUUUGAAAUCCAAUAAAACCUGAGACAUUUUUACAGGAUCUUGAAAAUGAGAAUGAGGAGCUGAUGAAAAAAUUGUCGAAAGCCUCCAAAUUACGUCCACCGAUGAUUCGAUCGGCCAGGUUGGUCACUGCGUGUACUUCGUGUCAAGUGCGUGUCCUCUCUAUCCUGUCCCCUUUAUGUGACUUUGUUUUGCUGUGUUUUGUCUAGAAUUACCUUGUGGGUAUUUUAAUUUAUUGAUUUUUUGUAGCGACGGAAAUGCACAUCUCCAGUUAGAGUUAGCCGAGAGUCAAGUACAACAUCUGAACACCAAAGUCGACCGAUUGGAAAAGACAAACGAUCAUCUGAACAAGAAGUUGGUUUUUUUUCUGUGGGGGGGAAAUGGAAAUUGGAAAAUGUUUUCUUAAUUUGAAAUCCAGAGCAAAUUCUAAAGGUAGAAUCUUGACAAAUUUUUGGAUUUGACAGAGAAACACUGCUCCAAACUACUGUAGAUCUAGAAUUUCGAGCCAUUUUACACGGUGUUUCACUGUUUUUUCGAAUUUUGAAAUUUUAAAACUCUAAAAUUUCCAAACCUCAAAAAAUUCUUGUUAGAUUUCUCUCUUUUUUCAUGAAUGCAAGAAAGGUUUCUGUAUUACAAUAAUUUAAAAAAAAACCAUUGACAAUACAUUUUCAAACCACGGUUUUUCAAUUUUUUUGACAAUUUUUGAAAUUGUUAAACUAAUGUUUGAGAAGCUUCCAGAAAAAAAAAACUUACGAGGAUUUUUAAAAUUAGAACAUGCUCUUUCAAAUGAGCAAAACUUAUUUUUUGCUCUAGCUCCAAAUUCAAUUCUUUCAAAUAACUUUUCUUGGACCUCAAAAAAUUCUCGUUAGAUUCCCCUUUUUUUCGUUAAUGCACAAUUGGUUUUUGUAAUACAACAAUUUUUCUGCCACUGAAAUAGUAACAAAACAAUUAUUAUAUUACAAAAACGAAUCGUGCAUGCACGUUGUUUCUAUUUAUUUAUUUUUUUUUUGAUACAACAAAUCACUUGUGAAUCACUUUUAACAAACAGUCUCCCCUUUUAUUCUUUUGCAUGCGACGACAACUAACGGGUCUCACCUGCCUCUAUCUUUUUCAUGCGGAGUGGGCGGGGCCAAGGUUCGAUCCCACAUGCCGACCAACUUUUUUUUUCUUUUUUUCAAAUUUAUUUGAGAAUCUUCCGGAGAAAAUCCUUCGAUGAUUGUAUUUAUUAGAAAAUGCUCUUGUAAAUGAGAAAAAAACACAAUUAGAAAAUUAUGAUUAGAGAAAUGAAUUUGAAAUUUGAAAGCUGUAGUUUAAAAUUAAAGAUGGAGCCUGAUUCUGAGCAAAAAGUGAGGUAUGCUCAUUUGAAAGAGCGUGCUCUAAUUAGUUCAAUCUUUGGAAGAAAAUUUCAAAGUUUUAAAAACAGUGGAACACCGUGUAAAUUGUUGCUGACAGAACUUCGAGACUUUGAAUACAAAUAAAAAUUUCCCGGAUUUUCAUCUGAAAUUUUCCAAUAAUCUAUUUUCCUGUUUUCUUCUGGCACAAGAUUCUUAAAAAAUCUUGACUCAAAAUCAACACAGAAUCUUCUCAAGAAAAUCAACCCAUCUUCAAUUUUUCUUUCUACAGAAUCGUCGAAUUGGAAACCGAUUGCAAGCGUGGUGUCGUGACAUCAGCCCAUUCGAAAGUUGGCGAAUUCAAACUAACACCCGAAAUGGAAAAGGACAUGUCAAAAAUGAUAGCGACAAUCAGCGAGUUGGAGCGAAAAAAUCUCGAAUUAAUUACACAAGUCAAACAGCUUGAAACGAAACCCACGAAGCCUAAUUUUGUUGGUUAGUUUAUCAUGAGAGAUUAUUUCAGACACAUUUUUUUCCAGAUCAAAUUUAUUUAUAGUUAUUUCAUGAUUAUCAUAUUUAUAAUUUUUAUAGUUACCGAUAUAGUUUUUUUAAAUCUCAAAUUAUCAAUGCUAAAAUUAAUAGGUAAAAAAGAAAUCAUUCAAGAAAUAUGGAAAUUUUUUUUGACAAAAAAAAUCAAUAAUCCAAAAUGUUGCAGUCCCUUCUGGUACAACAACAAUCGAAUUGCGAAACGAACAAGAAAAACGUAAAGCACUCGAGGCGCAAGUCAACGAGCUUAAAACGACUGUUUUCAAAUCUGAUAAUCAAAAAGUCAUCUCAUUGGCAACCAAAAUUGAACAAUUAAACACACAACUUCAACUUGUCAAUGAGCGAUGCACAACUUUGCAUAAAAAACAAAUUCCAAAAGAUGGUGAUGUUGGAUAUUCGGAUGAACUCAAGAAAAAAGUGGAGGAUUUGGAGAAAUUGUUGAGCGAGAAAAUGGCGAAUGAGAAUGUUAUUGAGUUUCAAGGAAAAGUUCCAACUACUGAUGAGGUACGGUAUUUUUCGUCUGUUAAAAAUUUUGGAUCAGAGAAAAAGCCCUAGAUGUGUAUGAUAUAAAAAUCGAUUAUUUUAAGUCCGUUUCAAUUCGUCUCCUGGUUAAAAAAAAGCCAUUGACAAUAAAUUUUCAAACCACGGUGUUUCAAUUUUUUGACAAACUUUGAAAUUUUUAAACUAAUGUUUGAGAAGGUUCCAGAAAAAAAUUGAGGAUUUUAAAAAUUAGAACAUGCUCGUUCAAAUGAGAACAACUUAUUUUUUGCUCAAAAUAACUUUUCCAAGAUCUCAAAAAAUUCAUGUUAGAUUCCCCUCUUUUUUUCGUGAAUGCACAAUUGGUUUUUGUAAUAUAAUAAUUUUUCUGCCACUGAUACAGUAGCCGAAAAAUUAUUGAAUUACAAAAACCAAUGUGCAUGCACUUUGCAGACAUGUCGUUUUUGCUGAAUUCGGGCCCCUAAAGCCCGCUCAAUUUAUCACGGGCCCGGCUGGCCCGGCCGUAUGAAAAUUUAAAAGCGGCCGGGUUGGCCUCGCCCAAACAAUAUUUUUGAAUGUCCAAUUUCAGAAUUUUUUUUUGAUGUUUUCGAUGUUGGAUUGUAUUUAUAUGAGUGAAAAAUCAAAUUAGAAUGUGAUAUUUUUCUUAUAAAAAUAGAAAUAAGUAACAAAUCGAAAAAUAAAAAGCAAAAAUUUCAAAAUUCAAGUGAAUUCUCUUCCACACACAUAUUAUUUUACUAUUUUUACUCUUUACAAUGUUUGAAAUUCAUUAAAAAUUCCUUUUUGACCACGAAAAACUCAUUUUUUCAAUGAAAAAAAAUCGAAGAAAAAAUAAGCGGGCCCCAAAAUCGGGCCCACCAAAGCCGCACAUGUUAAAAUCGGGCUUCGGCUGAAAAAAGCCCGAUUUUUUGUGUUUACUUCGGGCUCAGCCCGGCCGGCCCGGCCUGCAGCGACAUGUCUGCACUUUGUUUUCGUCUUUUUUUUGGAAAUUAAUUGGAAUGUUAAUCACUUGUAACAUACCGUCUCCUCUCUUAUUCUUUUGCGUUCGACGACAACACACAGGUCUCACAUGUCUCUAUCUUUUUCGUGCGGAGUGGGCGGGGCUAAGGUUCGAUCCCACAUGCCGACCAACAUUUUUUGUUAAUUUUUUUGUGAUAACGUUCGUUUUUUUUUUGAAGAGACUGCGAGAGAAAUAGACAAAAAAGCAGCGAGAGUUUGUGCCCACGGAAGAGAGCGCAGACAUAAAAUAUCUAUUCCGAUUUAUGAAAAGGUUUUUUCUCGAAGAACUUCUAGUCCUGAAAGUUUUUGCUAUAUUUUCUAAAUUAAAAAAAAUAUUGAUUUUUCAGAUCGAGCAAUGUUGCGAAGUUUUAGCUGCAGUAGAGACACAAACAUCCAGAUUAUGCAAGCAAUUUGAAAAAAUUGAUCAUGCUCAAAAGGUAUAUUUUGAUUUUCAAAUGAAGUUACGGUAUCUCAUGUUAAAAAAAAUCCUAGAAAAAAUAUUCGCGAAAAAAAGUUCUAGAUAUUUUCUAAAUUGAAUCUCAAACCCCGUUUUUUUCCCAGGAUGAAAGACGUCGCUCAUUAUCAAAAGACAGUGGAGCUGCAAUAAUUGCCGAGUUAGCCAAUGUAAUGCAAGAAAUGAAGAGUGUUCACAAACGGUUGGAUAACAUUAAAAGUGUUGCUCCAUCCGGUGGUUUGACUGUGAAACGAGUUCCAUCGAAGGAAAAUGUUAUUGAGCCGAAGUGUGUGAAAUGCAAUCAACUUGAGCAGGUUUGUGGAUUUUUUUUUGAGAAAAUUCAUCCCAAAAAAUAUCAAUAUUUUUUACAGAACAUUGAAGAACAACAAAACGAGAUCGGUUUUUAUAAAAAGAAGAACAAAGACCUUACAAACCAAGUGUUGCAAACAGAAGAUCGCUGGACAAUUGAAAUUGAAAAACAGCGACAAAUAUUUGAGAAAGAGGUGAGAGAUAGAAACACAAGCAAGCGCUCUUUAUUUCACUGCCAUUUUGCAUUGCACUCUCAUUCCGAUCUCGUGGUGUAGUGGUUAUCACAUCUGUCUAACACACAGAAGGCCGGCGGUUCGAGCCCGCCCGAGAUCAGAUAUUUUUUUUUAUUUUUUUUAUUUUUCAUAAAAUAAUUAUUUUCUUUUUAGAUAAAAACCCUUGGAUUACGAAUCUCGGAUGCUAAACGGCAGAAUGAAGAGUUAUCGGAACUUUUGGAGUCCAAAUCGACAACUUUGAUUGAGAAAACUCGAGCGCUGGAAGAACAAGAAGAGCGGAAUAAAAAACUGAAAGAAGAAACUGAGUUGUUGAGAAAAGAUAUUCAAGAAAUGGAAACAGAUAAAAAAUGUGUGAAAGAUGUCGAAAUAAAAUAUAAGAAAUUGGAAAGUAUUUUUGAGGCGGAAAGAGAGAAAAUGAACACCGAAAGGAAUCGCGCCAAAAAUGAAUUGCAAUCGGUGAAAAAGAUUAAGGAUGAGGUUGAAGAACAUUUGAGUGAGUUUUUUUUGUUUGAAAGAGCAUUAGGAAAAUUCGCCAAAGAUUUUUUUCUGAAAGCUUCAAUUUGAAAAUUUCAAAUUUUGAAAAAUUUGAUUAGUCCCUAAUCAGAGAAAAAAUAUUUUAUGUCUGCGCUCUCUUCAGUAGACACAAACUCUCGCUACUUUUUGUUUAUUUCUCUCGCAGUCUCUUCAAGAAACGAACGUGUUUACAAAAAAAAAUUAAAAAAUUUAAAAAAAUUUAAAAAAAAAGUUGAUCGGCAUGUGGGAUUGAACCUUGGCCCCGCCCACUCCGCAUGAAAAAGAUAGAGAGGCGCGCUGCCUGUUAGUUGUCGGCGCGCGCAAAAGAAUAAGAGGGGAGACAGUUUGUUGCAAGUGAUAGCACUAUCAUGUGACGAUCCAAAAAAUAAUGAAAACGAAGUGCAUGCACGAUUGGUUUUUGUAAUAUAAUAAUUUUUAGGCUACUGUAUCAGUGGCAGAAAAAUUAUUGUACUACAAAAACCUUUCUUGCAUUCACGAAAAAAGAGGGGAAUCUAACAUGAAUUUUUUGAGAUCUUGAAAAAAUUGUAUUUUUAAAGAUGGAGCUUGAGCAAGUUGUGCUCAUUUGCAAAAUUUUGAAUUGAAAUUGACUUGAAUGAAUCGAUUUUUCUUCAUCACCAUAGAUUUUUAGAAAAUGCCCUAACUUUUGAGAUAAAAUUUAUCUCCAGUCUCAUAUCCAUUUAAGAUUACCUUUAAAAUUAUUUUCUUUUUUCAGAAAAAUUAAACGAGGAGAGCAAGAAGAAUGAAAGCACCUGGAGAUCGGAAAAAUCAAAACUAGAGCGUGAAAUUGCUGCACUCAAAAAGCAACUUCCCGAAGAGCAUGAAUUGAAAGAGCCAACUUUUGUUCCAUCUCAUGAUAGCUCUCCAAUCAGAAGACAUGAUAGUGAGAAAAUGCAAGUUUUGGAGUUGAAAAAGCAGAUUUCGAUUUUGGAAAAGAAGGUUAGUCCUAGUUGUAACAAAAAAAUGGAACUUCAAAAACGUUUUUGUUUAGAUUGCUGAUACUGACGCAGCUCUCGAUGAAUGUAAGAUCCAAAAUGCUGAUUUGAAAGAUCAACUAAAUAAAGUGCAAGCAAGUUGGCAAAAAGACAAAGAAGCGUUCCAACACAAAACUCGACAAUCGGAAAAAUUGCGAACUGUCGAAAUCGACGCAAUGCAACAGAAAUUCAGCAGUCGAAUGAGAAUCAUGGAAGACACCAACAAAUCUUUGCAUUCACAAUUAGUUCUUGCUAGAAGAGAAAGAGAUAGUCAUAAAGAAGCGUUGAAUAAUCACGAGAAAACUGUUGGAGAAGAACGCAAUAAUUUGAAGUUACGGGAAAAAACGGCUAAUGAAUCGGCUGAUAAAGUUAAAGAUUUAGUGAGUUUUGAAAAGGUUUUGCUUGUGGUGUGCUCUUUUUUAUUUUGAUAGUGGUUGGACAGUUGAUUUUUUUCAAAUUAUUUAUUUUUCGCUGGUUCUAAUUUGAAAGAUUUUUUUUCUAAUCAGUAGGAUUUUUUUUAGAAGCUUCUCCAAAAUCCUAGGAAAAUCUGAAAAGCUUCAGAAGUUCUAGAAGUCUCGAAAGAUAUUUGAUGUUUACGAAUUUCAAUUUUAGGGCCCUUGAAGUUUUGGAGAAUUCCCCAUGACUUUUAGGUUAGAUUUUAAAAUUUCUAAAAGUUUUGAAAGGAUUUUUUCUGGAAGUGAAAUCUGGAUCAGAACUUUACGCUGAAUUUUCAGCAGUUCUGCGAUUCUCUAUGAUUUUCAGCACAAAAUUUUCAGCCCGGAAAAUUUUCUGGCUGAAAUUUUUGUAAAAUUGACAUCCUUUUUAUAUUUUCAUACGAUUCAGAGUUCUCAAAUUUUGAAAUUUUUUGCAAAAAAAUGGAGCACCGUCUAAAAUGGCGUAAAAAUUCGGAUUUCUGUAAAAAAUUGUGAAUGGUUUUUUUUUCCAAGAGAUCUAUUUUUGAAAUGGAAUUGAUUCAAAUAUCGAUUUUUAAAAUUAAUCAAUAAUUCUUACAUUUAGCUGUCCAACUACUUUCAAUGUUUCCCCCCACUAAUUUAUCUAACUCACAACAAUAACAUGUUUUUUUCCAGGAUACUCAUAUUUAUCAAGUUUGAUACAAGUGUGAUACUAAUAUAUAUAUGUAAAUAAUACUAAUCACUACGAGUUUGAACAAUUAACAUGACGAAUUAUUUUGAAAAUAUAUAUAUAUAUAGAACGUGUUUAGCAAAAUCGUUUAACUGCAAAAGAUGAGGAAUUGGAAAGAUUGAAUACGGAUUUGAGAUUGACAAAAGAGGCGAGAAAAGCUGAUCAGAUUCUAUGGAAUAUUGAUCGGGCAAGAAAUCGAAAUGAAAAAAUCGAUAAUACUGAUUCGGUUGAAACAAUUCGAAAACAAUAUCGAGAUUGUGAAGCGUUUUAUUCAAAAGAAAUGGAUCGAUUAAAUGAUAAGAUCACUGAAAUAACUGCUGAAAAAAAUCGGCAAAAAAAUGAAGCUCAAAAAACGAUUCGUGAAUUGCAAGAGCAAAUUCGAGUGUUGGAAAUUGAGCAGAAAAAUCUGUCGCAAAACAAGGAUAAUCAGCAAGUUGUUAAAGAACUUAUUGAAUCGGAAAGAGAACGACUGCAACAAGUUGUGCAUUUGAAUGAAUUGCAAAAAUUGACAAGGAAAUAUCGAUUGAGCAGUAUUAUUGAUCAAUUGGCUUAUGUGAGUGAGGCAACUCGAAAGAUUUCACGGGAAGCGGAACCGGAUGGUAUACGGUAUAUCAUCAAUCAAUUAACUGCGUUGAGAGAUGAUGAAGCAGCCAACAAUUUGAAUUCGUAGGUUUUUUUGGACCUUAUAGAAUAUGGCACGCUGAUUACUAUACCGUAAAAAUUAGCUUCUGAGCUCCAGGUAGAGCAAAGAAAACUCUUUUAAAAAAUCUGACCAAACGGGUAGCGUCUACGUCUCGACUAUUUUUUUUUUUUUUGAAUUUUUUGUGUAACCAGAAAAAUGAAAAAGAAAUAGUCCCCAGGCGGACUCGAACCCGAAACCUUCAAACUGAAGUUUUAGACGCUAACCACCUACACCAUUUUCUCACUUAUGUUGAAGAUUUUAUUUAAAUAGUGCUGAUUCAUGGUCUAAAAAUAUUUUUUUGAAAGAUCAGUGUCAAAAAAUGCCAAGAAAACUUUGUAGGUUAAAAUUAGUAUUCUGAGUUUUCAGCAAAAAAUGAUGAAAAAUCGAGAUUUUAUGAAGCUUCUGGAGUAAUUUCUGAUGAAAAUUGACCUUGGAAUUCACUUUCCAGAAGGUUUUGCUGAUUUUUCGUAAAAUAAAAAAUUUAAAUUUUGAUGAAUUUCGAAAAAAUUCAUAAAAUAAAGCGAAAUAGGGUUCUCGAAGCUUAUUUUAAUCAGAAAUUACUCCAGAAGCUAAAAAAUUAUCGAUUUAUCAUAAUUUUCAGUUGAAAAACUCAAAAAAAACUAAUUUUGACCUACAAUAAUUUUCAACAUUUUUUGAAUUUUCAUGAAUUGAUCUUGCGAGGUUGAUCGUUCGUAAAUGAGCCCUACACGGUGUUUCAAUGUUUUUUCGAACUUUGAAAUUUUAAACUAAUAUUUGAAAAGCUUCCAUAAAAAAUCCUUUGAGGAUUUCCACCUUCAUUAUUACUCUUUCAGUGAUGAUAGAGCAGGAUCUGUGCUCGGUGAUAGAAUUUCCAAUGGUUAUGCUCCAUCAGUCUCUGAAUGUGGCGAAGGAACGUAUGACAACAUAAGUCAAUCAUCAUUCUCCAUCCGGUCUGUGACAAGUGCACCACUUCGACAUGCUUACAGGUUGGCAUUUUUUGAAUGAAAAAACAUAUUUUCAAGAGUGUUAUGCUUCUUCUUCUUCUUCUAUUUUUCCCUUUCGCUUUCCUUUAGCAUGUGUGCUUCUCAAUUUCAGACAUGUUAAUCAUCACACACUUCCACCAACCAUCGCAUCCGUCUCUACAACUGUUUCUGAAGCACCAGAUUCGCCAUUCAUCGCAAAUUCUCGACGUGAAAGACAACAUAGAUCAGCACAAAAUCAAAAUAACAUCAAUUUUUGUAGUAAACGAUCUUUCAGGUUAGUGCUUAUUCGCUUCUAUAUUUAGUUGAAUGCCUUUUUCUUUUCCUUUCCUUUUUAGUUUUUUUUUGAAAAUUUUUUUGAUCUUCUUAAAACAUCUGAAAAUUUUAAAAAUAAAUCUUAUAGCACUGAAAGUUCGAGCGGUUUUGACAAAUAUGGUCGGCCUAUUCGACGCGGUUUGUAUCAUGAUCCAUCUUCGAGUAAUAAUUUGAGUAAGUUGAUUUUUUCGGCAAAAAAUUUUCUCUACGUUCUCUGCGUCUCUAGAAAUCCCUCUAGCUUCUCUGCGUCUCUAGAAAUCCCUCUAGCUUUCCUGUGUCUCUCAAAAAAAUCCCUCUAGCUUCCCUGCGUCUCUAGAAAUUCCUUAAGAUUCUCUGCGUCUCUAGAAAUCCCUCUAGCUUCUCUGCGUCUCUAGAAAUCCCUUAAGCUUCUCUGUGUCUCUAAAAAAACCCCUCUAGCUUCUCUGCGUCUCCAGAAAUCACUCUAUUUUCUCUGCGUCUCUAGCUUCUCUGCGCUUCUGAAAAUCUCUCUAGCUUCUCUGCGUCUCUCAACAUCCCUCUAGAUUCUCUGUGUCUAAAAAAACCUUCUAGCUUCUCUGUACUUCUGAAAAUCCCUCUAGCUUCUCUGCGUCUCUAGAAAUCCCUCUAGCUUCUCUGCUUCUCUAGAAAUCCCUCUAGAUUCUCUGCGUCUCUAGAAAUCCCUCUAGCUUCUCUGCGCUUCUGAAAAUUCCUCUAGCUUUUCUGCGUCUCUGAUAUUCUCCCUAGUUUCUCUGCGUCUCUGAAAAGCAAUAGUCUGUACCUCUCUAGUCUUUCAAUUUCUCUGCGUCUCUAGAAAUCCCGUGUUUUCUAGCUGUCUUGCUUUUCUGCGUCUCUAACAAUCUCCAUAUCAAAUAAAUCCUUCCAGAUGUUCCUGGCAGAAAAACUUCCAACGAUGAAUAUUCAAUGAUUCGUGCCACCUCAUUCGAUAAUCGCAGUCAAUACAGUGAAGAUGACAACGAUGAAUCAACGUGUCGAUCUCGUCCAAACAGUACUGGAACAAAUAUAUUAUAUCGGGUUAGAAGAGAAGAAUUAGCACGUGGCGGACAACCAUCAGUCAAACUAAUGGCCAAAGCAUUUGAAGCGAUUGAUGAACCAAAACCUGAUAAACGCGGCUUUUUCGGAAUUCGCAAAUCACGAUCUGUUGAGACCACACAAAAUGGGAAACAGAGGAAAUUUGUGAGCUUUUUUGAUAGUUUGAAAUAUAUUUCAUUUUCAAAAUUAUUCAGGAAGAAGCUGCGAAUUCAGCGUUGAUGCAUAGCUUGGGUCAAGUUGAGGAAGGUGUGUCUAGUAAUUAUGCAACACUUCCACGUGGCGGGAGAAAUCCUUUCAAAAAUAUGGGAACAAGAUUGGUUGAACGAGUUCGACGAAGUCUGUCUCGAUCAAGUCGGCAAAGUAGAGAUUCUGAUCGCGAAGAUGAGGUGGAAGUGCAGAUUUUUAAGAAGGUGCGGUGAUUUUUUUUGAAUGCAGAUUAAUAUUUUGUGAUAAAAAACUUUUAAAAAACAUAGUAGAGAUAACGUGAUAUUGAGAGAGCGCAGACAAAAAAUUUAAUAAAAAAAUACAGAAAACUAAUUUAUCUGUCUGCGCUCUCUCAACAUCACGUUGUCUCUACUCAAAAAUAAUGGGCCUAUGUAGAUUAAUAUUUUGUGAUAAAAAACUUAAAAAAUAUAUUUUUGAGUAGAGAUAACGUGAAAUUGAGAGAGAGCAGACAAAAUAAUAUAAUUUUCGAACAAAAAACUAAUUUGUAUGUCUGUAUUUUUUUCGACGUUUUUUUGCGUAGAAAAUUAUGUAUUUUUUUAAUUACAAAAUAUUAAUUUGCAUGAGCCCAUAAUCAAAAUAAAAGAAAUUAAAAAUUAAAAUUAUGGGCUCACGUAGAUUUUUUUUAAAUUAAUCUACAUGAGACCAUGAUUAAAAAAAUUUUUUUUUAAACAAAAAAGUCCACCCAACUCAUAUUUUUCCAAUCCCCAAAUUGUUUUUUCAGCCAGAAAAACCAGCAUCAUCUCCCAAAAAAACCAAAAAGAAAUCGGCCGAAUCAAAAGCUCGCAAAAAUUCCAGCAACAUAUUGUCAUAA